AUGGACACGCUACAAGCAGUCGGUUUUGUUACAAAAACGCGACCCGUCCAGGCCUACAAAAAUGCUGUAAUGGAUUCGAGGUGCGAAAGGGCGAAGCUUUCAAAACGCGAGUCCAAACCGAUACCUCAUCGGGCACGGGGGAGUCACAAAUAUCGCCAAUAA
Molecule: messenger RNA, 162 nt
Organism: Pyricularia pennisetigena
Lineage: Eukaryota; Fungi; Ascomycota; Sordariomycetes; Magnaporthales; Pyriculariaceae
Exons: 1
Coding region: 1-162 (53 amino acids)
Source: RefSeq, a predicted model, not a curated record